AUGGCUUGCCUAGAAGGACUAAGGAUGGCAAUGUCGGGGACGAAUCUACCCUUAAUCAUCGAGACGGAUUGCAGCUCGGUGACAAAGGCGCUUAUCCUCUCGUCUAUUGAUAGAUCGGAGGUUGCAACAAUUGUAAAGGAGUUUCAAGCCAUGAAAGGGAACAGAGAAGUAAAAGUUUGCAAAGUAGAUAGAAGGGACAAUAGGUUAGCUCAUAGUCUUGCCCAGUUGGGGCGUAGAGAGUUGCGUGGUGGGGUUAUGCAAGGCUCUGUGCCAACCUGCGUGUUGAGUGAGGCCUUGCACGAUUGUACGAACUAUGUUUCUCUACUUAAUUAA
Messenger RNA from Triticum turgidum subsp. durum (durum wheat), 333 nucleotides. NCBI's taxonomy places the organism in Eukaryota, Viridiplantae, Streptophyta, Magnoliopsida, Poales, Poaceae. The record is from the annotation of a GenBank genome assembly.